CACAGGCGCGAAACGAAAGUGACGAGAACCUGCUGAACAUCAACCGCCAGACAGAGUGACUGGCCAGAGCAGAAAUGGAGCAGCCGCAGAAGAGAAAGCGAAAAAGCCACGAAUUUUCCAACUCACAGCCCUCCGACCGUGAACCUGCAACGUCUGCCUGUGCAAAUGCCCGAGAAGGAGAUUUCGUGGAGGGCUCAAUCGUCCGCAUCACCAUGCAUAACUUCCUCACGUACGAUCACUCUGAAGUUUUCCCCGGACCCAAACUGAACAUGAUCGUUGGAGCCAAUGGCACAGGGAAGUCCAGUAUCGUGUGUGCCAUCUGUCUGGGUCUGGCUGGGAAAACAUCUGUCCUGGGCCGAGGAGACAAGGUUGGUCUGUAUGUGAAGAGAGGGUGUCAUAGAGGCUCAGUUGAAAUUGAGCUAUACAGGACACGUGGAAACUUGAUAGUCACCAGAGAGAUCCAGGUUGAGAACAAUCAGUCGACAUGGAUGCUGAAUAAAAAACAUGCCAGUCAGAAGGCAGUUGAGGAGGCUGUGAGAGAACUGCACAUUCAGGUUGGGAACUUGUGUCAGUUCCUACCACAGGAAAAGGUCGGCGAGUUCGCUAAAAUGAGUAAUAGUGAACUUCUUGAAGCCACUGAGAAAUCUAUUGGCCCACCAGAAAUGUAUGAAUUUCACUGUGAGCUCAAGACGUUUCGCACCAAAGAGAGAGAUUUGGAGAAUGUAUGUAAGGAAAAAGGAAACUUCUUAGAGAAGGCCAGACAGAGGAAUGAGAGAAACAAGCUGGAUGUGGAGCGCUACUACAUGAAGAAGAGGCACUUAGACAGGAUCCAGAUGCUUGAGAAGAAGAAACCCUGGGUGGAGUAUGAAACGGCACGUAAAGAGCUGGAGGGGGUGAAGAAGGAAAGAGAUGAAAUGAAAAGGAAGCUGAGGUCCCUGAAAGAAGCUCAGGAGCCGCUGCUCAGAAAGAUCCGCUCUGUGGAGAGUGAACUGCAGCCCAUCGAGCAGCAGAUGAAGGAGAUGACCACCCGUAUCAAAGAGGCAACGCAGAAAUGUAAGCAGAAACACGACCAGCUUGAACUGAGGAAUAAAGAGGUUGAUGACAUCAAACAGGACUUUAGUCUGAAGCAGACGGAGGAGGCAGACAGGCAGAAGCGGAUUGGACACACACAGCUGAUGAUCAGGGAUCUGCAGAAGGAGCUUCAGAAUAUGGGCACAAUUGAGGAUGUUACUCCUCAGAUUGAGGCUAUCAAUGCAGAGCUGAGGAACAUUCAGGAAGAAAGAGCCAGACUGGAGAGUGAGAGUCUAGACCUGCGCAGAGAUAAAGACGAAAUCACUGGAGAAUUUGCGCGUUUGCAGAAUCGUCUGAGGAGUCUGGAUGACAUGAUGAAGGUGAAAGAGGAGAAAUUGCGCAGCCGCUUUCGUGACACACACACAGCCCUCGAGUGGCUGAGGAAAAACCGUGAUCGUUAUGAAGGAGUUGUCCAUGAGCCCAUGAUGCUGGUGAUAAAUGUUCGUGAUGCUCGCCAUGCAAAAUACAUUGAGACUCAUAUUUCUGUCAAUGACUUGAGAGCUUUCGUCUUCCAGAGACAGGAGGAUAACGACAAAUUUAUGAAUGAGAUGAGAGAUACGCAGAGGCUGCGAGUUAACAGCAUCAUCGCUCCAACAGAGUCUUGCUCUAAACGACCACCGUCACGACCCAUCGAGACCCUCAAGCCUUACGGCUUCAUCUCGUACUUGCGAGAGAUGUUUGAUGCUCCUGAGGAGGUUAUGAGUUAUUUAUGCCAUCAGUACAGAGUUAAUGAUGUACCAAUAGGAACAGAGAAGACCAAGGGCAUGAUUGAAACGGUGAUCAAAGACCUUCAGUUGAGAACGAUCUACACAGCGGAGGAGAGGUAUAAUGUGAAGAAGUCUGCUUACUCCAAUAAUGUGGUCUCCAGUAACUCGGCUCUGCGACCACCACAGUACCUGACUACAACCAUAGAUGUAGAGGAGAGACGACAGCUGGAGGAGCAGCUAAGGGCAGCAGAAAGGCAGAAGCAGAGCAUUGAUCAGCGGAUGGCAGCCAUUCGGGAGCAACAAGCUAACCUGGACCGUCGCGAUAAUGAGCUACGUGCUAAUAAGAAGAAACUGUCUGAUCUGAAAAGCAAGAAGAGACAGCUGGAGCAGAAAAUCAGCACAAAGCAGGACAGCUUGAGGCAGAUGGAGCAGAAUGAGAUCAACUUGGUGGCAAUCGAGGAGGAAGCAAAUGCCAAGAUUGCUGCUGUCAACAACAAAAAAGUGACCAUAAUGGGGGAGUAUUUGAGUCACCUGCAGUCAAAGGCCAGGCUAAAUAUGGAGAAGGUGUAUUUGGCUCUCCAGAGUGCAGGUCUCAGUGCUGAGAAAACCAAACUGGAGACAGACGUUCGAGACAGUUCAGCUGAACUCAAGAGAGCAGAGGUAGACUAUACCAAGUUGGACAAGAUAAAGACCAAUCUGUUGAUGACGUGUAAGACCCUGAUGAAACGGGCCAGUGAGAUCUGUAACAUGACUCCAGGAGAGACAGCCGUCCCGGAGGAACUACAUGCAGCCUUCAGCCUGUUGCCUGAAACUCUGGAUGAGAUCGAUGCCAUGCUAAAUGAGGAGAGAACCAGAGCUGAGUGUUUCACAGGCCUCAGUGAUGCUGUGGUGGACGAAUAUAACAGACGUGAGCUGGAGAUAAAGAACUUGGAGAAGGAGCUGGACGAUAAGACUAAUGAACUGACAACCUAUAGAAGAAACAUUGCAGAGGCUAAAGAGCGCUGGCUGAAUCCCCUGAAGAAGCUGGUGGAGCAGAUCAAUGUGCGCUUCAGUGAUUUCUUUCAGUCUAUGCAGUGUGCGGGAGAGGUGGAUCUGCACUCAGAGAAUGAGGAGGAGUACGAUAAAUAUGGCAUUCGCAUCCAGGUGCAGUUCCGCAGGAACACGCGGAUGCACGAGCUCACGCCACACCAUCAGAGCGGAGGAGAGCGCAGCGUCACCACCAUGCUCUACCUCAUGUCCCUGCAGGAGCUCAACCGCUGCCCCUUCAGAGUGGUGGACGAGAUCAACCAGGGAAUGGAUCCUGUCAACGAGAGACGUGUGUUUGACAUUGUUGUGAGGGCGGCCUGCGGUGUGAACACGUCUCAGUAUUUCUUCAUCACACCUAAGCUUCUCCAGAACCUGCAGUACGCGGAGCAGAUGACCAUCCUCUGUGUGCACAACGGCCCUCAAAUGCUGCCGCCAAACAAGUGGAACGAAAAGGCUUUCAUCCAGCGAGCCAGACGCAGAAACCUAACCUGACGUUCAUCAAUGCCUUCAUCUGCCUGCAAAUAGUAGCAGUUUCUAGUGUACGUGUUUAUAAAUCAAUAAAUGCAAAUGUUUCUUUAAGUGAAAAGGUAUUUUUAAGUGUUUGUUCUCAAUAAAGGAAUGCUAGGUUCAGAUAAAGACUCCAGUUAAUGACAGA
This is a messenger RNA of Danio aesculapii, 3459 nucleotides long. RefSeq names its product structural maintenance of chromosomes 5 (gene smc5). Gene Ontology annotation, molecular function: ATP binding; ATP hydrolysis activity. Gene Ontology annotation, biological process: double-strand break repair via homologous recombination. The coding region runs from base 75 to 3296 and encodes 1073 amino acids. The transcript is spliced from 24 exons. Gene Ontology annotation, cellular component: Smc5-Smc6 complex. Lineage: Eukaryota; Metazoa; Chordata; Actinopteri; Cypriniformes; Danionidae. The record is from RefSeq and is a predicted model, not a curated record.